GUUUUAUCAAUCUUCUGUGCGCACCGAACUCGUAAAAUGGCCAUGGCCUUCAAUCACACUCAUCAUCUCGCCUCUCUCACCUCUCUCUGCAACUCCACUCUCUCCUCAUCCAUUUUACUGAAAUUCCCAUUUCGCUCUCUUCCUCUCAGCCCCACACGAUACAGUUCUCGUACUAUCAAAUCAGCCACUAGCAGUAGCUUCACUUGGGAAGACGUUUUUCAAAUCUCCCAAUCGCAACACAACGACUCUUCCGAUCUCCAAGGCUUCUUCGACAAAAUCAAUCUCUGCAAUCGCAAUUCCGAGAAGCACUCUGAAUUCGUUCCGUUCGUUGUUGUGGAUCAAAUUGUUGGCUACGUUCACAAUGGGUUUGCUGACCAUCUAAGAAGGUUUGCGGAUGUCUUUAUUUUCCCCAAAAAUAAUUCUCAUGGUUGCCGGUUUGGAUAUCAUGUCACACUACAUCCAAUGCUUAGAACACCGGAGGUUAUGACUAGUGCGGUUGAAGAUGUAGUGAAAUGCUUAGGGGAAGAACUAAUUCCAGGUAUUCGGAAUGAGCUAUAUCCUGUCACUUCAUGUUUUGGGACUCCAGUAUUUUUCUCGCUAGAGCGUGCAGCUGCACCUUAUUUUGGGAUAAAGGCUUAUGGAGUUCACAUGAAUGGCUAUGUUGAAAGAGAUGGGCAAAAAUAUCUUUGGAUAGGGAAGAGAAGUGAACUGAAACCCACCUACCCCGGGAUGCUUGAUCAUUUAGUUGCCGGAGGGCUGGUCCAUGCUCAUCUUUUGAUUUAUGUUUAUGUAUUGGUUGUUUUUCUCCAAGAAUGCUUAAGAAUAUAAUGAUUCAAAGUUGUUCAGCAAUGGUGAAUCUCGAAUUUGCUUUUCUGGGGCUGAUAUCAACUAUUCACUCCAUCUCAACCAACAAGAGCAUGUGCUCUUUUUUUUUUCUUCUUCUGAACCAGUUAUUUGUAGCACAUGUUUGCUGAUUUUAUUCCAAGUUAGUCAUUUUGCUCAUACUUCCACAGUUUGUCAUUACAGCCUCAUGGGAUUCCCUGUGGAGAGAAUCUUGUGAAAGAAUGUGAAGAGGAGGCAGGGAUACCAAAGUCCAUAUCCAGUGAAGCGAUACCAGUUGGUGCUGUCUCCUAUAUGGAUAUUGAUGGAUAUCGAUUCAAGAGAGAUGUUCUCUUUUGUUAUGAUUUAAAGCUUCCCGAAGAUUUUACUCCUAAGAAUCAGGAUGGAGAGGUAGCGAGUUUCAAACUGAUCCCUGUAACCCUUGUUGCAAAUGUCAUUAGGAGGACACAGUUAUUUAAAGCAAAUUGCAAUCUUGUCAUCAUCGAUUUCCUGUUUCGACAUGGGUAUUUAAUUUUCUCCUGUUCUGCUUCUUUUGUUGCUUCUCACUUUUGAGGAAUCGGUGAUGUAUAAAAGCAAAUUAUUAUGGUAUCUGUGAUUAUAUUCCUAGCGAUAUACUUUGCAAAACAAGGGUUGCUUGUGGCCAAUUAUCCACCUUGUUCAUGAACAAACUAUUUUGGUCCUCACAAGAUCGCACAACACAAUUUUUUUUAAUUUAUGCCUAAAAUUGCCUUAGAAUUCAGAAUUUGGUGCAAACUUCUUCAAUUAGACCGAGAGAUAAAGCCUUGACAGGGAACUAAUUCAGUGCAGCGUUUCAGAAAUCUUGCUACCUAUCAUCUUUUGGAUCUAGGAACUGUUGUCUCGGAGGAAGAAAAUUGUUUUUGCUUUGUGAGUCAAGUCAUUAUCACCUUACUUGAGCCGAAGCAACUGUAAUAUCGUUUUUCCCUAAAAUAUCUGCAGGUACAUCAGACCUGAAGAUUUUGGAUACUUGAAGCUACUAGAAAGUUUGAGGAGUGGAGAUUGCUCCUAAAUGUGUUCCCACUUUCAUAUUGUUACAACUGGCUUCAAUUCCUAAAAUUGUAGGGCAAAGCCCCAGGGAAAUCCUGAAGUCUCUUCAGAUACUGCUUCAACUAUAUCUCACAAGUGAGAUAAAUGGAAACAUCUUGCAUGGAUGUUUUCAACGCUAGUGGCGAAUGAUGUGUACGGAUUGGCUUGGUUCGAUACUUCGUGGGUUAAAAGCACAAACAAGAACUGGGUUCCUUAAAUUAGUUCUCCAUUUCUUCAGUGCUCGUACAGUUCCUAUUUUACAGUUUGUUGUAUAGUUGAUUCUAUUUGGUAUCAUGCCUUUUGUUAUGAUCGUUUCUGAGAUUAUCUUCUUUUCAUCCCAACCUGCUCUUUCUUGGACUAAUAGGUUGUUGAAUGACAGGAUGUUUUGAACUCUGAUUCAAGAUAAGAUUUUUG
Molecule: messenger RNA, 2298 nt
Organism: Ilex paraguariensis (yerba mate)
Lineage: Eukaryota; Viridiplantae; Streptophyta; Magnoliopsida; Aquifoliales; Aquifoliaceae
Source: the annotation of a GenBank genome assembly